AAAUGGCAUCGCGUCGCCGAAGGAACGUCCAUUGUUCGCGGCAACUAUAAAUGAAAGGGGCCGGCAAAUAGGAAGGCAGGACCGAAGCGGACUCUCUCGCGAACGGUCCCUCGCUGGAUGUUGCCGAUGUUCCCUGGUAUUUUUAUUUCUUUGAAAACGCGAAAGCUUGCUGUACAUCGAACGGCAUCGAGCAUGUGGUACUUGCUCAUCCUCCACGCCGCAUUCGUGCAUUCCAGCCCCGCGAUUCAACAGCGUCGUCCCUUCGUUAAGGGGCUGUACACGUCGCCGAACUAUCCUCACCGCCACGAGGUGGUGGUGCCGCGGAAGGUGACGCCGGAGGGCGACCUUAUGUCCCACAACGUGACCCACCACCACGACCACGACGGCUCGGAAGUCCAUUACAGGCUGACGGUGGCCGGGACCGAGUACCAUCUCCAGCUGGAAGCGGUCGAUGACUUUAUCGGGCCGCGAUUGGUGGUCGAGAGACGGAAACGCGACAUUCACGUUCGCGGCCCUGCGAAGAGUCGCUCCAGCCGAUGCCAUUACCGGGGCUUCGUCAAGGAUCAUCCCAAUUCGCGGGUCGCUCUUUCAGCCUGCAACGGUCUGGCGGGCGUUCUCCAGGGGGACCACGGGGAGUUCUGGCUGGAACCGGUCGCCGGGACGGCCGCGGCGGCCGCGGCGGCCGCCGCCGGCCUACCGGACGGUCGCCCGCACCUUCUCUUCCGGCGCGAGGCCGCCGUCGAGGUUGGCGCCGCUCGCAGGCGCAGGCGAAAAAGGAAGAAGAAGCACGAGAAGAACUGCGGCACCCGCGAGCCUCGGCGGUUGACGGAAACGCACUUGGAGUGGCAAACGCAGCCCGGUCUCGUGCAAGUGCAAGGCCGUGGACGGAGGAAACAUCCGGCAAAGAAAUGGCAGAGAGCAAAGAGAUCCAUCAGCAGACCGAGGCAUGUGGAAGCGCUCGUCGUUGCGGACACCACGAUGAUGGCCUUCCAUCAAGACGGCGACGUGGAGACGUAUCUGCUGACGAUCAUGAACAUGGUCUCGUCCCUGUACCUCGACCCCACCAUCGGCAACUUUAUCAACGUCGUCGUCGUGAGGAUCAUCCUGAUGGAAGAGGACGAAGCCGAGCAAGGACUCAACGUCACCGUCAACGCGGAUAAAACGCUCUACAAUUUCUGCAAGUGGCAGCAAAAGUUGAAUCAGGGCGACGACUCGCACCCGAAUCAUCACGAUGUCGCAAUUUUGGUAACAAGGGAAGAUAUAUGUUCAAGGGCCAAUACUCCUUGCAGCACCCUAGGUGUGGCACACGUGGCCGGGAUGUGUCAACCGGAUCGCAGUUGCAGCGUCAACGAAGACAAUGGGAUUACUUUGGCUCACACGAUUACGCACGAAUUAGGCCACAACUUUGGCAUGUAUCACGACACGGAGAAAAUAGGAUGCAGUAAACGGGACGGCGACACUCUGCACGUUAUGACUCCAACCUUUGAAGUGGAUACGGUAGGAGUUGCUUGGUCCCGAUGCUCCAGAAGGGACAUCACCAACUUUUUAGAUCAAGGAAAGGGCGACUGUCUCGAGGACGAGCCAGCGGACAACGAUUACUCCUACCCCGAUCUGCCUCCUGGGGCGAUGUACAAUGCGGAGCAUCAGUGCAGACUUCAGUUUGGGGUCAGAGAAGCUUCGGUGUGCUCUCCGUUGGAGGAGAUUUGUUCGAAACUUUGGUGCAUCGUGGAUGGGUCCUGCACCACGAUGCUGCAUCCCGCUGCCCCUGGAACUCAUUGCGGCAAGCACAUGUGGUGCCAAAAUCAAGAAUGCGUCCCGAUUGCCGAUCGACCGAGUCAGAUCGACGGCGGCUGGGGCGAAUGGGGAAACUGGAGCGAGUGUUCCAGGACCUGCGGUGCAGGAGUUUCGAUCAUGGAAAGGAAGUGCGAUCAUCCGGAGCCGGCUCACGGUGGGCAAUUCUGCAUCGGCGAGAGACGUCGUUACAAGAUCUGCAACACCGAUCCGUGUCCGGAUGGCGUUCCGAGUUUCAGAAGCGUCCAGUGUAGCAGCUACAACGGAAAGGAAUACAAGAGGAAGAAUUAUACCUGGCUGCCGUAUUUCGACCAAACGGAGCCUUGCGAGCUGUACUGCACGGAUUCGGAAGAGCGAGUUAUCGUUCCAUGGGGCGAGGCUGCUCUCGACGGAACGCCCUGCAACGUUGGGACCAGAGAUAUGUGCAUCGCCGGAAUAUGCAGAAAAGUCGGCUGCGACUGGACGGUCGACUCGGACGCGACGGAGGAUCGCUGCGGAAUAUGCCACGGCGACGGGACUCAAUGCGAGACCACUUCUGGGCUGUACGACAAGAACGAGGGCCCGGGAUAUCAAGAGGUGGUCGUGAUACCCAUGGGCUCUCGAAACAUCAAGAUCGAGGAAGUGGGCAACAGCAAGAAUUACAUAGGCAUCGGGGUGCCGGGAUCGAACAAGUACUUCCUGAAUGGAAAACGGCAGAUUACCUUAGCAGGAGAGUACGAAGUCGCGGGAACCCCUGCAUUGUACGAACGAGACAGGGACAAGGAGAAAGUCCGGAUACCCGGACCUAUCAAGGAGGACAUCGUCGUUUACUUGAUCUACAGGGGCCAUUACCGUAACUUCGGCUUGCGGUACGAGUACACCGUUCCGAAAAAAGAGCCCGACCGAGCCCCGGAAUACUCCUGGGUGUUCUCGGAUUGGUCCCUGUGUACCGUCACGUGCGGCGGCGGGACGCAGACGGCCCGUCCUCUCUGUCACGAGACGAAGAGCGGAGUGGUCGAGGACCAAUUCUGCGAAGAUUCGAAGAAACCAGAAUCCAACAUCCGAGAAUGUAACCAAAACCCGUGUCCCGCUAGGUGGUGGGUCGGCCCGUGGCAGAUGUGCCCGGUAACCUGCGGAGAGGGUGUCCUGCGCAAGCGGUCGGUCAUGUGCGUCUCUUCCGGGAAAGGUCCCGAAAAGUCCGACUUGGCGCUACCCGAUCGCGACUGCGACAGGGACGCGCGACCCGAAGAGUUCGGGCCUUGUCCGGAUCUGCCGGCCUGUGGCCCGUCCACGGGGGCGCCCCUCUUCGUCUACGGAGGCAGUAAAUACGCCUCGUUCUACAACAUCAGCUCCAACGACCACGACGGCAUCACGAUCGUUAACGGCUUGACCCCCGAGGAGCCGGAGAUCCUGCAAUUCGACAACGUGGUCGAUGGGAACCCGGGCAAUUCCAUGUACGACACGAAGUCCAAGUGGAUGGUCUCCAAGUGGGGCUAUUGCUUGGACGGAAAGAGGAGCAGGAAGGUGUCCUGCCCCAUCUCGGGGGAUUGCGACCCCGAGAACAAGCCACCGGCCACCGAAGACUGCCGCGGUGGAAAAUGGAUAUCCGGGAAAUGGGGAUCCUGCAACGCCACCUGCGUUUCCAAGUCGGGAGUGAAACGCCGAGAGGUCCUCUGCAGAAGCAGGGCGACCAAUCUGUCGUCCGAUGAUUGCAAUCCCGAGAGGAGGCCGCUGGACACGAGGCGCUGCCACUUCCGGAAGCCCUGUACCGAGGAGAGACACGACUGCCAGGACAUUAUGGUACCCGUGUCGAUGUGCUCGACGUACAGGCGCAUGUGCGACGUGUCGUCGAUCGUACGAGAGAAAUGCUGCGCGACGUGUACGAAGAAGAUGCGACACGUCCGACACAAUUGGCGUCAUCCAGCGGAAAACUGAUUC
This is a messenger RNA of Orussus abietinus, 3708 nucleotides long. It is a transcript of the gene AdamTS-B, whose product is annotated as A disintegrin and metalloproteinase with thrombospondin motifs 7. Gene Ontology annotation, cellular component: extracellular matrix. The transcript is spliced from 17 exons. The record is from RefSeq and is a predicted model, not a curated record. The coding region runs from base 118 to 3705 and encodes 1195 amino acids. NCBI's taxonomy places the organism in Eukaryota, Metazoa, Arthropoda, Insecta, Hymenoptera, Orussidae. Gene Ontology annotation, biological process: proteolysis; extracellular matrix organization. Gene Ontology annotation, molecular function: metalloendopeptidase activity.